This is a messenger RNA of Balaenoptera ricei (Rice's whale), 1929 nucleotides long. RefSeq names its product otopetrin 1 (gene OTOP1). The record is from RefSeq and is a predicted model, not a curated record. Gene Ontology annotation, molecular function: proton channel activity. Gene Ontology annotation, biological process: proton transmembrane transport; inner ear morphogenesis. Gene Ontology annotation, cellular component: membrane. The transcript is spliced from 6 exons. The coding region runs from base 43 to 1515 and encodes 490 amino acids. NCBI's taxonomy places the organism in Eukaryota, Metazoa, Chordata, Mammalia, Artiodactyla, Balaenopteridae.
AUUCUGGAUUCUGGAUUUUGGCAUCCAUUGCUGUGACCUAUUAUGUUGAUUUCUUUCAAGCCGUUAAAGAAAACUUUCACACCAAUAGGUAGUAUCACAUUGUUUGCAGUCAUUACCAUCAUCCUGGGAUGCCUUAAAAUUGGGUACUUCGUUGGAUUUUCUGAAUGUUUAUCAGCCACAGAAGGAGUUUUCCCUGUUACCCACGCGGUACAUACUCUGUUGCAGGUGUACUUUCUUUGGGGACACGCAAAGGAUAUCAUCCAAUCUUUCAAAACACUGGAAAGGUUUGGGGUGAUCCACUCAGUGUUCACCAACCUGCUUCUUUGGACGAACAGCGUCCUGAAUGAAUCAAAGCACCAGCUUAACGAGCACAAGGAGCGGCUCAUCACCCUGGGCUUCGGGAACAUAACAAUAGUUUUAGAUGACCACACGCCUCCGUGUAACUGCACACCCCCGACCCUCUGCUCUGCCAUCUCCCACGGGAUCUACUACCUCUACCCUUUCAACAUAGAGUAUCAGAUACUGGCCUCCACGAUGCUCUACGUCCUGUGGAAAAACAUCGGGCGCAAAGUUGACAGUCAUCAGCAUCAGAAGAUGCAGUUCAGGUCUCAUGGGGUCAUGCUGGGCUCGGUACUGGGCCUGACCGCACUGGCUGCCACCAUUGGGGUCGUGGUGGUGUAUCUGAUUUGGAUCGGGCGUUCCAAAACCAGGAGCGAGUCAGCACUCAUCAUGUUCUACCUGUAUGCCAUCAUCCUGCUCAUGCUCAUGGGGGCGGCAGGGCUGGCUGGGAUCCGGAUUUACAGGCUAGAUGAGCAAUCACUAGAUGAGUCCAAAAAUCCGGCCCGCAAACUGGACGCGGACCUGUUGGUGGGCACUGCCUCCGGCUCCUGGCUCAUCUCCUGGGGCUCCAUCCUGGCCAUCCUCUGUGCCGAGUCCCGCCCCCCGUACACCUGGUACAACCUGCCCUACUCCAUCCUGGUGGUUGUUGAGAAAUACAUCCAGAACCUCUUCAUCAUUGAGUCCAUUCACCGAGAGCCGGAGAAGCUCUCCAAGGACAUCAGAACCCUGCAGGUGGUCACAGUCUGCAAUGGCAAUGCCACAUCCCUCCCUUCUUCUUGCUUUGAGAGCAGACCUGCAGCCGGGGACGUGGCUCCUCAGGGCAGCGAGAUGCCACGUGCGGCCAAUGGAAAUAUGUGUCUGAGAGAAGUUGGUAGCAAAGAGGAAGAGGAGAAGAGCUGGGAAGGGGCCCUGGGCCCAGCCUGCCACCCCCAUUUCCUGCAGGGCAAUGCCCAGAGAAGAGUCUUAAGGAAUAUUGCAGCCUUUUUGUUCCUCUGCAAUAUUUCGCUCUGGAUCCCUCCCGCCUUUGGCUGCCGCCCCGAGUACGACAACGGAUUGGAGGAAAUUGUCUUUGGCUUUGAACCCUGGAUAAUAGUGGUCAACCUGGCCAUGCCUUUUUCUAUUUUCUACCGAAUGCACGCAGCUGCCUCCCUCUUUGAGGUCUAUUGUAAGAUAUAAUCUGUGUCCACAUCAAAGACUGAGGAGAGCGCUAACAAGAGAAUUCGUUGGAGCCACCUGGGAAUGUUGAGGUUGGGCAAAUACUGCCUUACAAAUGUGAGAAGGGCCGCCUUUUGUCUGCGAUAAUUGUUUUUCCCAUGAGUUGGAAUUGCCCAUCACCCUGGAUGAGUGUAAACAAGUUAGAUCAAAAUCUGAGAUGGCUGAAGUCUGCCCUUGGUUAGUUAAUUCUAAUCGAACCUAAAUUAUUUGAUCUCCUUCGAAAUGAGAUCCUCUGUUUUAGAAUAAUGUGAUUUCAGGUUGGAAAAAAAUAUAUCCAGUUUGUUUUUCAUUAAAAUAUUUUCUGUUAUCAUGUUACUAUAUACAACAUUUUCCUGACCAUCUGCAUAGUCUAAUCACCUUUAAAUUUUAUCUUUC